AUGACUUCACAUCUCUUCCGCGUAAUCUGCCUCCUCCACUCCGUAAUCGCGCUCACGAGUGGGACCCUGAUGAUGUUCUACACAGAAAAAGCUUCCAUCUUUGGCCACGGCAGCGACAUAGCUAACAAACUCAAAGGCUCAACACCUCACGACGAGUUACUCAUCCAGAUCUCUCAAUCAUUCUCCGGUUUGCUUCUAUUCGCAAUCGGUUUGGUGCUUUUCAUGGUGUCCUUUGUGAAAGACAGAGACUUUCAUAGCUUCUUCGCCGCAGGGUCUGUGAUUCUCUAUGUGCUUAUGGCUUUGUGGAGAGUUAUGUUUGAGUGGAAGAUUGAAGAUCUUGCCUUUGAGUGUCCUAAGCAAGCUCUUGGAGAUAUUGCUUUGGCUGUUUCUUGGGUUUUCUUUUUAGUUUAUACUUGGAGGGAGAAGUAUGAUUGAUUAAUGUUUUUCUUUUUUU
Messenger RNA from Eruca vesicaria subsp. sativa (arugula), 454 nucleotides. The record is from the annotation of a GenBank genome assembly. NCBI's taxonomy places the organism in Eukaryota, Viridiplantae, Streptophyta, Magnoliopsida, Brassicales, Brassicaceae.